AUGCAAAUUAAUCGUUACGGACCUACAUUUAUGAUUAUCUUUGGUACAUUUAGUAAUAUACUCAACAUUUGUGUUUUAAGAGAACGUUCUCUAAAAAAGAUUCCAUGUACAAUCUAUCUUUGUUGGUCUUCGAUAUCAGCUAUUGUAUUUAUCUGGUCAGGAUUACUAACACGAACUCUCCAAGGGUAUAAUAUCAAUUGGCCAAAUGAAAAUCAAGCUCCUUGUAAAAUUCGUCUAUAUUUGCUCAAUAUUAGUUGGGCAGUCGCUAUUUGGGCUCUUGUUGGAGCAAAUAUUGAUCGAUUCUUGUGUAGUCAUCAUUCAGUUAUUUACCGUCAAUUGAGCACAGCUCAGUUAGCAGAACGUUUUCUAAUGGGUAUUUUUAUUUUCUUUGCAUUUGUGUUUAUUGAAAUAUUCUAUUGUGUGGAAGCAAAAGUUCCCAAUGUUCCUGUCGCUUGCUAUGGUCGAAAUCUUCCUUGUCGAGUCAUUAAUGAUUGGGUAUAUUUAGCAGUGGAUAUCAUUUUACCAAGCAUUAUCAUAAGUAUCUUUGGUACAUUGACUAUUCGAAAUGCUCGAUUAAGAAUCGUUCGUCCAAUAACGAAUUUAAUUCACCAAAUAGCUACAACAAAAAAUAAUAUAGUAUUAACACGAAGAAAUGAUCGUAAUCUUACUCAUAUGUUAUUUAUUCAGGUAUCAUUUGUUUUCGUUUUGGAUUUACCAUUUGGAAUUUAUCGUUCAUACGCUAGUCUGACGGCUAACUUACCUAAAAGUCAAUAUCGCGUGGCUGUCGAAAAUUUAAUAUAUGCUUUAAUUGUUCUUCUCGUGUAUUUUACCCAUUCAACAUCUUUCUAUAUAUACACACUCACCGGUAAACUCUAUCGUGCAACAUUCGAACGUCUUCGACGUCAUUACUUCAACUUCAAUUCAAUUUGA
Molecule: messenger RNA, 930 nt
Organism: Adineta steineri
Lineage: Eukaryota; Metazoa; Rotifera; Eurotatoria; Adinetida; Adinetidae
Source: the annotation of a GenBank genome assembly